AAAGGCCACCAUGGCCCUUGUGCGGAGCUAUCGCAAAGGACGCAGAAGAAAAACUAGGGUUUCCGUGAAAGCAAGCAACAGCCUUACAGUCGACAAUAUGAUCUACGACGUCAACUCUCCUCUCUUUCGCUCAUUCCUCAGCCAGAAGGGUGGCUCUUCCGAUAAGAGGAAAAUGGAGGAGCAGAAGCCAAAGGAACAGAGACCCAAAGCUAACGAGAACAAGCCUGUUAUGACAGAGUGAGAGGUGCUGUAGUUACCAGCUUUAGAAUGAGUGAGAUGUUUUAAAAUGCCAUUAUAUAUGUUGGGGAUUUCCUCUCAUCUAGUCUAAACAUGAAUUAACCUAUUGCCUUUGGAGUUUGCUAUGAACUUUCGUUUGGAAAUGGAUGUUAAUUUGAGUUUGUGA
This is a messenger RNA of Populus trichocarpa (black cottonwood), 403 nucleotides long. RefSeq names its product wound-induced basic protein. The coding region runs from base 11 to 241 and encodes 76 amino acids. The record is from RefSeq and is a predicted model, not a curated record. The transcript has 2 exons. Lineage: Eukaryota; Viridiplantae; Streptophyta; Magnoliopsida; Malpighiales; Salicaceae.